UUUAUUUUUAAGUUUAAAACCGGAAGUCAGUUUUACUCCUGCUUGGUUCUAUGUUGUUGGCCUCCUCAGAGUCGAGCGGGUUUGUAACGUUAAUUUAAUCGACACCUGCGACAACACACAUUUUCAAACGAGGAUUUUGUUUUCCCGGCGACCACAGGAUGACCGCAGCUGAACGGCCGGCUUCUUGCUAACGUAUUUCAUGCGGACUGGCGCGGUGAUGUCGCCUCCCUCACAGAAACCGCCUGGUUCGGGCUGAGUUUUCGGUAUGACAGGAACGAGUACACAUCUGCAACAGGUAUUCAUAACUGUUCUUAAGGUCAGCGUCUCAUUACGUUGUUAUCCAGACAUCCCACACAGAUUUUCAAAUGAAAAUGGAGGAUAUGCCCCUGUCAGGACCAGACAACACCAAGAUGGAGGCAUUGGUCCAUGACAUCUACUCUGAGCUGGUGGAAGACGCCUGUUUGGGCCUGUGCUUUGAGGUGCAUCGUGCUGUGAAACAGGGCUAUUUCUUCCUGGAUGAAACGGACCAAGAGAGCAUGAAGGAGUUCGAAAUUGUGGAUCAGCCAGGAGUGGACAUAUUUGGCCAAGUGUACAAUCAGUGGAAAAAUAAAGAGUGCGAGUGCCCGAACUGCAAGAGAUUGAUAGCAGCUUCUCGCUUCGCCCCACACUUGGAGAAAUGUCUCGGCAUGGGACGAAACAGCAGCCGCAUCGCCAACCGCAGGCUGGCCAGCAAUAAUAACAUGAGCAAAUCCGAGAGCGAUCAGGAAGACAAUGAUGACCUCAAUGAUAACGACUGGUCGUAUGGGGCGGAAAAGAAAGCCAAGAAAAGAAAGUCUGAUAAGAAUCAAAAUUCCCCACGAAGAUCCAAAUCUAUAAAGCAUAAAAAUGGUGAGCUUGGGAGCAGCGUCAGUUCAGAGCCUUACAAGUACAACUACAAUACUGGGAUCAGCUACGAAACUUUAGGUCCUGAUGAAGUCCGGUCCCUUUUAACAACGCAAUGUGGGGUGAUCUCUGAGCACACCAAGAAGAUGUGUACCAGGUCUCAGCGAUGUCCCCAGCACACGGACGAACAGAGGAGGGCCGUCAGGGUGUUCCUCCUGGGGCCGUCCGCGCCGUCGCUGCCUGAUGCCGACGCUGCUGUGGACAACGACAGCUUUGACAUUCCAGAUGGGCAGACCCUGAUGAGCCGCCUGCAGUGGGAAGACUCGCCCGAUAUCUCACCCAGCGACUCUGCUUCAUCUAAAGCCAGCACCAACCACUCAGAUUCUAGGAGGCCCAAGAAAAAGAAGAGGACGUCUCUUGGUUUGAACAGCGGUGCUGGGGGAGGAGGAGGAGGAGGAGGAAGCCUGACCUUAGGAGGCAGCAGCAGCAGCAGCAGCUCUCAGAGUAAUAUCAGCUUAUCGACCAAAAAAAAGAGGCCCAAACUUUCAGCACCUUCUAUUUCCAGUAUCUAUGAUGACUUAAACUAGCAUAAAGCCUGUCUGUCAGGCCUGCCCCUGCCUCCUCCUUUCAGACAGAAACAUGGCUUCUUUUUCAUUCAGCCUCGACAAGUCAGGCAAUUUAAUGAACAUUUCUCCUUGUGUGUAAUGAACACAGCGUUCUAGAAACUGGUUGGUCACAGAGUCCGGUCAGAAUAUCUGCAGGAACUUCCUGUGUGGUGGGUGAAUGAGGCUUCAUGAAGCUUUUCUUUAUUUCUUAUGCUGAAAAGGAUUUGAAUUCAUCUGAACACAGUGACAUCUGGUGGCUAAAAGUCAUUCAAGAUUGGAGUUAUUCUCCCUUUUUAUCCCACCUCACCCAUUAGUGAGGUCCACCUCUGAUGCUUGGUGACGAAGCCUGGCUCACAGUCUGUUCCCACAGCUCGUCCCAAAGGUGUCAGAGAUCAGGCCAAAACCAGUUCUUUUUUUUAAGGACUUGCUUUGGAAUUCUUCAAGUCUUGUGGAAAGCAUAUAAUUAGCUAAAAUAGGAUUGUUUGCUGUAUCCUUGAGAUUUUAUUUGGAACUAACCAUGAAAAACAGCUCAAGACUGUAAGCACACAAAGUGGACUGGGGUGUCCACAUACUUCUGAGCAUAUAGCGGCAGUAGCGUUUAUCUUAAGUGACACCAUCGCUACAGUCUCUGCUGUUCAACUCACUUUGGCCAAAUUCACGAAUAUAACUGAGCUGUACAGAAAGAUACAAAUAACAUUCGGGGGGGGGGGGG
Messenger RNA from Scatophagus argus, 2199 nucleotides. RefSeq names its product ataxin 7 like 3a (gene atxn7l3a). The transcript is spliced from 14 exons. The coding region runs from base 366 to 1469 and encodes 367 amino acids. Lineage: Eukaryota; Metazoa; Chordata; Actinopteri; Scatophagidae. Gene Ontology annotation, biological process: regulation of transcription by RNA polymerase II; positive regulation of DNA-templated transcription. Gene Ontology annotation, cellular component: SAGA complex; DUBm complex. Gene Ontology annotation, molecular function: transcription coactivator activity. The record is from RefSeq and is a predicted model, not a curated record.